GUACGGUACACAAACAGCAGAGAAACAGUAGAAAGAAGAAGUUUUUCGGCAUGUCUUCUACAAAGAAGUUCAAAUGAAUUUUCACAUGUUGUCUAUGGUUCCAGCGAUAUUCUUUUACGUCGGGGACGGGUGAUUGUUAAGGUUAAAAGUUGACGGAAUCAUACAAGAUGGGUAAAAUAAUGAAAUCAGGUAAAGUCGUACUGGUCCUUGGAGGUCGGUACGCUGGCAGGAAAGCAGUUAUUGUAAAAAACUACGACGAGGGCACUUCUGAAAAACCCUAUGGACACUGCUUGGUUGCUGGUAUUGAUAGGUACCCAAGAAAAAUCCAUAGCCGAAUGGGCAAAGGAAAGAUGCACAAGAGGUCUAAAAUUAAGCCUUUUGUUAAGGUAAUAAAUUACAAUCAUGUUAUGCCAACUAGAUAUAGUGUUGACAUCAUAUCCGACUUGAAAGUCCUACCAAAAGACCUCAAGGACCCAAUGAAGAGGAAGAAGGUUAGGUUUCAGACUAGAGUAAAGUUUGAAGAACGUUAUAAGCAGGGAAAGAAUAAGUGGUUCUUCCAAAAAUUAAGGUUCUAGUUUGUUACAUAUAAUAAAGCCAAGUAAAAAUA
Molecule: messenger RNA, 607 nt
Organism: Coccinella septempunctata (seven-spotted ladybird)
Lineage: Eukaryota; Metazoa; Arthropoda; Insecta; Coleoptera; Coccinellidae
Gene: RpL27
Product: 60S ribosomal protein L27
Exons: 3
Coding region: 168-575 (135 amino acids)
Biological process (GO): translation
Cellular component (GO): ribosome; cytosolic large ribosomal subunit
Molecular function (GO): structural constituent of ribosome
Source: RefSeq, a predicted model, not a curated record